AUGGGAAGUCCCCUGUGUGUCUCCAUUUUCUUGCUUUUGAGCAUCUUUAUCCAAUCAAGUGCCCAUGGACAAAGCCUUGAACUAGAGCCGUUGGGAAGGGGAGCUCGAGCUGCUAGAAAAAAUGAAACGUUGCAGGAGACGAAGACCAGAUUCCUGCUCUUUGAAGGGGAGACUGAUAAGGGCUGUCAGAUUCAGCUCCACCGCCCAGACACGCUACAGCAGUGCGGCUUCAACGCCUCUCUGCCGCUGGUGAUGAUCAUCCACGGGUGGUCGGUGGACGGGCUGCUGGAAGACUGGAUCUGGCAGAUGGUGGCCGCGCUGAAGUCCCAGGGGGCCCAGCCCGUGAACGUGGCGCUGGCAGACUGGAUCACCCAGGCCCACAACCACUACGCCAUCGCCGUCCGCAACACCCGUCUCGUGGGCCAGGAGGUCGCGGCACUUCUCCGGUGGCUGGAGGAAUCGGCUCCGUUUUCCCGAAGCCAUGUUCAUCUCAUCGGGUACAGCCUGGGCGCGCACGUCUCGGGGUUUGCUGGCAGCUACAUCGGCGGGAAGCACAAGAUCGGGAGAAUCACAGGGUUGGACGCCGCCGGCCCUCUGUUUGAAGGAACUUCCUCCAAUGACCGUCUUUCACCGGAUGACGCCAAUUUUGUGGACGCCAUCCACACCUUCACCCGGGAGCACAUGGGCCUGAGUGUGGGCAUCAAGGAGCCCAUCGCACACUAUGACUUCUACCCCAAUGGGGGCUCCUUCCAGCCUGGCUGCCACUUCCUAGAUCUCUACAAGCACAUCACCAAGCACGGCCUAAAUGCCUUCGCCCAGACCAUAAAAUGCGCCCACGAGCGGUCGGUGCACCUCUUCAUCGACUCCUUGGUGCACCCCGACCUGCAGAGCACGGCCUACCUGUGCAGCGGCAUGGACAGCUUCAGCCAGGGCCUGUGCCUGGACUGCAAGAAGGGCCGCUGCAACACGCUGGGCUACCACACCCGCCAGGGCGGGCAGAGCAAGAAGAGCAAGCAGCUCUUCCUGGUGACGCGAGCCCAGGCCCCGUUCAAAGUUUAUCAUUAUCAGUUCAAGAUCCAGUUCCUCAACCAAAUUGAGAAGCCAGUGGAACCAACGUUUACCAUGUCACUCCUGGGAACAGAAAACGAAAUAGAGAAAAUCCCCAUCACUCUGGGCGAAGGAAUUACUAGUAACAAAACCUACUCCUUUCUUAUCACCUUGGAUUCGGAUAUUGGCGAGCUGCUCACAAUCAAAUUCAAGUGGGAAAACAGUGCCGUGUGGGCCAAUGUCUGGAACACGGUCCAGACCAUCAUCCCGUGGGGCAGAGGGCCCCUCUACUCAGGCCUCAUCCUAAAGAACAUCCGAGUCAAAGCAGGAGAGACCCAGCAAAGAAUGUUAUUUUGCUCAGAAAACAUGGAAGACCUACAACUUCACCCAACCCAGGAGAAAACCUUUGUGAGAUGUGACGUAAGCUCUAAAAAAAAGAAGCGAAAGAACAGAUGA
Molecule: messenger RNA, 1503 nt
Organism: Eptesicus fuscus (big brown bat)
Lineage: Eukaryota; Metazoa; Chordata; Mammalia; Chiroptera; Vespertilionidae
Gene: LIPC
Product: lipase C, hepatic type
Exons: 9
Coding region: 1-1503 (500 amino acids)
Biological process (GO): lipid metabolic process
Molecular function (GO): apolipoprotein binding; triacylglycerol lipase activity
Source: RefSeq, a predicted model, not a curated record